Molecule: messenger RNA, 1758 nt
Organism: Capsicum annuum
Lineage: Eukaryota; Viridiplantae; Streptophyta; Magnoliopsida; Solanales; Solanaceae
Product: metalloendoproteinase 4-MMP
Exons: 1
Coding region: 457-1551 (364 amino acids)
Biological process (GO): proteolysis; extracellular matrix organization; collagen catabolic process
Cellular component (GO): extracellular matrix
Molecular function (GO): zinc ion binding; metalloendopeptidase activity
Source: RefSeq, a predicted model, not a curated record
GUGACUACAAUUUUCUGUGUUUUACAUUAUUCUUAAAUCCAACAAAAACACAUAACAAUGUAAAACAUCUUUUUAAUUACUAUUAUUAUCAUAUCAUUUAAAAUCAAUAUUAUCAUCACCUCUUUUAUUUAAAUUAAAUUUAAAAUGAGUUUUCAUAUAAUAAUAGGAUACCAAAUACAGCAGUUCACCCACCAAUUGCAUCGAUGAAAAGUCAGAAUCUCAAUAGAAAAGGUACACACGAAAGAAUCUUCAUAGCCUCCUCUCAUAAACUAUUUUAAUUUCUUGCACAUCCUUCUUAUCUCUAUUAACCAACAAAACUUCCUCCUCCUAAAACUAUAUUAUAAAAAAAAUAAAAAUCAAUUAAACUAUAGUAUAAUCAUUUUUUUCAUGUUACUAUAUAUAAAUCAUUAACCAUAUCCUUUACUUCUAAUAAUCCAACAGAAAAAACUAACCUUCAUGUCUCCGUUUUCAAAUUGGUCUAGUUUAUGGCCGCUUCUUCUUCUCCUCGGCUCGCUCCCUUUGUUUCCCGCCAGAACACUAAAAAACGAUCCGUUAACUGAACUCGCCUCCGAUAUCCAAAACAACACGUGGCAUGCUUUCGUUAAAUUACUCGACGCCGGAAAAGGCAGUGAAGUCACCGGAAUGUCAGAGCUGAAAAAAUACUUCCAGAAAUUCGGUUAUUUAUCAAUUCCCGAUCAAAACAUCACUGACUUUUUCGAUGAUAACUUAGAGUCUGCAGUACUUAGUUACCAAAGAAACCUCGGAUUAACGGUCACCGGAAAACUAGACGAAGAAACCAUGAAGGAAAUUAUACUACCACGUUGCGGCAUGAGUGAUUCAGCUCAUGAUCACGAUCAUGAUCAUAGCUCUAGUUCGUUAUUACAUACAACGAAAAACUACGCGUAUUUUUACGGGAGACCUAGAUGGAUGAAAUCGUCUCCGAUGACUUUAUCCUAUGCUUUCUCUCCAAAUGCGAUGAUCGAUUACAUCGAUGCAUCGGAAAUAAGAGCCGUUUUUCAGCGCGCGUUUUCGCGGUGGUCGUUUGCGAUCCCAGUGAAUUUCACUGAGACGGACGAUUACUACACUGCGGACAUCAAAAUCGGUUUCUACAACGGCGAUCACGGCGACGGAGAGCCGUUCGAUGGAGUAUUGGGAGUGUUAGCUCACGCUUUUUCACCGGAAAAUGGAAGGUUUCAUUUAGACGGAGCGGAGAUCUGGGCCGUUGAUUUUGAUCAAGAGAGAUCAAAAGUAGCCGUUGAUUUAGAAUCAGUGGUGACCCAUGAAAUUGGGCAUGUACUUGGGCUUGCACAUUCUUCGGUUAAAGAUGCAGUAAUGUACCCAAGUUUAAGCCCAAGAACGAAGAAAAGGGAUUUGAAACUUGAUGACGUGGAAGGGGUCCAAGCAUUAUAUGGGUCAAACCCAAAUUUCAAGUACACGUCAUCAUUGGAACAUGACACGUCAUCAUCAAAUAAUAUUGGAAUUGGAAAAAGAACAACAUCAAAGUGGACCCUUUUUUUUGGAAUGGUGACUCUGAUGUUUAUGAUGAUUUGAUUGCUUAUAUUUAAAUUUAAUUUUUUUUUUUGGAUGGUUAUAGUUAAAAGUUAGUGAUGGAUAAGAUGAUAUUGUUGUAAAGAUAUUUAACACAGAAAAAAGAAGUAAAGAACAUUCUUUAACGAUGGCUUAAAGGUUCAAUAUAUAUAUUCUUUGUGAAUCAUUCUUGUUGAGUUGAAAUAUUGAAGGAAGAUAAAAGAGUCAAAA